AUGCCUAGGAAAGAAGAAAAAAAAAGAAAGCAAUGGGACGAGAGCAAUAUGGAGCGUGCCAUUAUAGCUGUUCGACGACACGAAAUGGGUACCCUUAAAGCUUCAAAAAUCUUUAAUGUGCCUCGAUCUACUUUGCAACGAUCUGCAAAAAAGAUCGAACUCAAUCCAAGUGAAGCUGCACAAAUAAAAUUAGGGCGUAAAUCUGUAUUAGGUAAUGACAUAGAAAAUGAAUUAGUUCAUUAUAUUUUAAAGAUGGAAGCAAAAUUUUACGGGUUGACAAGGAAAGAUUUAAGGCGGAUGGCUUAUAAUUUAGCUUUAAGAAAUAACAUCAAACAUCCGUUCGGCGGCGAUGCAGCAGGUAAAGCCUGGUUAAGACUUUUCUUAAGACGCCACAAGGAGGUACUUUCUGUGCGACGUCCUACAGGUACCUCAUUUGCCCGCGCGAAAGGAUUUAAUCAGGAAAAUGUCGCAUCCUUUUUUGACAUUUUGGAAAAGGAAUACGAGAGAAAAUUUUACCCUCCUGAUCGCAUAUUUAAUGUUGAUGAAACAGGCCUUACAGUUGUGCAAAAUAAGAUAGCAGAAGUUAUAGGACGAAAAGGCAAGAGACAAAUUGCAUCCUUAACUUUUGCUGAAAGGGGUUCUUUGAUAACUCUCAUAGCGUCAAUGAGUGCCUCUGGCCAAUUUAUUCCACCAAUGAUGAUAUUUCCUCGCAAAAACGAGAAUCAACAAUUAAUGAGGGGAGCUCCACCGGGUGCCAUUAUGGCAGUACAUCCUAGUGGUUGGGUUCAAACUAACAUUUUCACUAAGUGGUUCCAACAUUUUAUUAACAUUGUUAAGCCCACACAAGAGUCCCCAGUGUUGCUGAUUCUAGACGGACAUUAUAGCCACACACGUAAUAUAGAUCUGAUAGAUCUGGCUCGAGCUAAUCAUGUGACUAUAAUUGUUUUACCUCCACAUUGCACUCAUAAGCUACAACCACUAGAUAAAACAUUUAUGGGUGUUCUUAAAGCUUAUUACAGCGAGGAAGUAAGAGUCUGGCUACGCCACAAUAACCGUGCACUGACUGCAUUUGAUGUGGCAGAACUCUUUGGCAAAGCCUAUUUAAAAUCUCAAACUGGAGAAAUUGCCGUCAAUGGUUUUAAGGCCACCGGGAUUUACCCCUUGAACAAAAACCUCUUUUCAGAAGCUGAUUUUAUUGCUGCCGAAAUAGAAGCUGAAAAGAAAUCGAGCUGCCCAAUCGAUCAUGACCUUCAGACACUGGAUACUUCAAACAGUGAAUGUGGAACAGAUCAAAAUAAUUCUUGUGCAGUGCUUUCCUCCCCGAUUCCAUCAAGAUCUGCUACACCAUCUGGUGUAAUUCCAAUGUCCAUUCCUACAAGCAGGUUUUACAAAGCACCCCUUCACCCUACAAAUCAAAACAAUUCUUGUUCAGCUCCUUCUACUUCUAUUUCAUCAGAUUCAAAUACACAGAUUUCAAAUGAAAAGAUGUCUUGUGUGAAAACUAAAAUGUCUUUUCUUUCGACUGCUUCUACAUCGAAAACUGCGCCUUCGCAACAAAAACAAAAAUCAUUUAUAUCACCAUUUGAAAUUUCUCCUGUACCUUCUUUAAAGAAAAAAGCUUCUAAUCGUGGACGUAAGACAAGUAAAUGCUCCGUAGUGACCUCAUCACCGUACAAAGAUGAAUUGACUCAAUCUCUUGAAAGGGUAAAAGGAAAGAAGGUUUUAAAAGUAAAGAAAAAUCUUAAUGUGGAGGGAUCUGUUACCCAAAAGAAGCGGCGCAAGAGGAAGUCAUCUAGUUCGAGCAGCGAAUCCGAGAAGGAGAACUCUAACACUGGUUUUGUGGCCGCAGAUGAUGACAGCGACUAUAACGAGUUUCCUGAUUCCCAAAUUCCACCAGAAGAUAGUGAUGUAAAAUGCCUGUUUUAUCUGCUCGAGCAACUUUCAAGGAAAGUAGAUACCUUAUCCAAUGAUGUAAAAUUAUUUUUAAUGUCUGGGAUUCAAAGAACUGCAGUGUUAGAAGAUCCCACAGAAAAUGAAUAUUUGGCAAAACUUCCGUCCACAAUUUACAAGGAGUUAAAAGAGUUUGAAGAGAAGUUAAAAAAUCAAGAGUUUUUCCAGUCUAUGUUUCUAAAAAAACUGUAUGAUGCUCGAGAGGGUAGUUUUCAGUCGGAUAGUGCUGCAGGGCUGGAAGAAGAUACAGAAACGCAGGGCUCCACUGAAAAUAUUGAGAAUGCUUCUCAGUCAUUUGAUACACCAUCCACACAACUCCCACCCAAAAGCGUACGUCAGACAAGAACCAAAAAACAUAAAAAAUCCGAUGAAAUCAAAAUGAAAAUGUUAAGAGCUCUGGAAGCAGAUAAACCAUGA
Anoplophora glabripennis (Asian longhorned beetle) is the source of this 2367-nucleotide messenger RNA. RefSeq lists its product as uncharacterized. NCBI's taxonomy places the organism in Eukaryota, Metazoa, Arthropoda, Insecta, Coleoptera, Cerambycidae. The record is from RefSeq and is a predicted model, not a curated record. Bases 1 to 2367 code for a protein of 788 amino acids. The transcript is spliced from 3 exons. Gene Ontology annotation, cellular component: nucleus. Gene Ontology annotation, molecular function: DNA binding.